Didymodactylos carnosus is the source of this 2034-nucleotide messenger RNA. The record is from the annotation of a GenBank genome assembly. Lineage: Eukaryota; Metazoa; Rotifera; Eurotatoria; Philodinida; Philodinidae.
AUGCAUUCCAAUUAUUGGUUUUAUCUAUUAUUGAUGCUGGUGAAAAAUAUCAAUAGCUAUCCAAGCGGUGCUCCGUCGGGAGCAUGUACGACAAUGAUACCAGCACAUGGAUUACACCCAUCGACUUGUACAAACAACUAUAUUAUCGAACCGUCAUCUUCAUCAUACCAAGCUGGUGAUUCAAUCCUAGUUAAAGUAAAAGGUAUAAAUAUCAAUGAUAAAUUUCGAGGAAUUCUUUUGAUGGCAUUUGACACCAACUCUAACGUGAUCGGAACAUGGGAUCCUGUUGAUAGUAACGUGCAAAAUGUCGCAUGUGGAAACGAUAAGUAUGUAUUUGUAUGUGGAAUAUCAUCGGAUGAAUUUAUUCAAUUGAAACGAAUGCAUACGAAAGCGGGAAAACGGCGACCGUCACAAGCUAGUGAAGAAUUAAAUGUAAUUGACACAUCGUUCGCAGAUGGAAAAGCUAUUUGCCAAUUUUCGUUUGAAUUGAAUAGUGUACAAGUUAAUGAUGAACCAGUACCCAUAGUAAAAACGGAAGAUUAUUAUAUCAUAUUUGCUGCGGGGCGAUUAAACGACGACAAGAUAAUUCAAAAACAUACGCAAAAUUUUGUGACAACAAAAACAUAUCAGUUUGAACAAGAUAAAGACAUAGAUUUAGACGAGAUAUCGAUCACAACAACUAUACCAGCCACGACCACGAUCUCUGGUAGUGCUAGCCCAUCAACAGCAUCUCAUCCGUCAAGUGGCAGCUCUAAUUAUCCCGUAUCUACCGAGUCAUCAGCAAAUGAUGUUGGCGUUAAUGUGACAUGGAAUUAUUUUCGUGGUAUGACAAAUGUUCGGAUGACAAUUAAUAAUUUGAAAAGCCAACAAUGGAUCGCUAUUGGAUUGUCCACUGAUGAACUAAUGGGUAACGACCACGUCUUUGUAUGCCAACACUUAGCAAAUAAUACUGUUGCGGUGAAAAGGUUAAUCAAUCCCGGUGGGCAUAGUCAAUCGAUCGAUGCUCCUCCAUCAAGUGGUGGAACAUUGACACCAAAUCAAUGGAAAGUAGAAAACGGUGUAGUAACGUGUGAAUUCACAUUAUCGAAUUUUGACGUGUCCGAAAAGCGCUGGAAAAGACAGGAAUCAAUAGCAGCAUUAUCACAAACCGCACAAUAUUAUCCACUUAUCGCUAUUGGUGCACUCGAUACUUCAAAUACAAUGCAAAGACACAGUAGUAGGCAAGCAGAAAGUAAACUUGUUUCACUAAAUCGUCAGGAACACAUUGUUCAUAAUUUGAAUAGCUUCAGUAAUAAUCGUGCUAAUUUAAUGAAAGCCCAUGGAUGCAUAAUGAUAUUUACGUGGAUGUUGAUUGUUUCAACGGGAAUUUUAAUUGCACGAUAUUUUAAAAACACUUGGUCUAACCGAAAACUAUGUGGAAAAGCUGUGUGGUUCAGUGUACAUCGAGCAUUAAUGUCAUGUGCAGCUAUAUUAACAAGUUUAGCAUUUGUAUUUAUAUUAAUCUAUCGUCAAGGUUCAUGGGUGGAAAAAAGUCAAUCAAAAGAAUAUGCACAUUCGAUCGUUGGUAUACUCGUUGUCGUCUUUGCAUUCAUUCAACCAAUUAUGGCUCUAUUUCGUUGUCAUCCUGAACAUCUUUACCGUUUUAUAUACAAUUAUUUACAUGCAUUGGUUGGUUUUAGUGCGCUCGUGUUAUCGAUAUCAGCAAUAUUUUUAGCCUUAUAUUUCUCAAUAUUUAAUUUUAAAACAAAUAAUUCGUGGGCUAUCAUGACUGCAUGGUCAUGUUGGAUUGUGUUAAUAUUUUUCAUAUUUGAAUGCUUGGAAUUUUGUUUCAAAAAUGAUAGACGAAGUGAAAAAAAUGAUGCAUAUCAAUUGGAUAGUAAUGGACAUGCAAAUGGUACAAUAUCUGAAGCAACAGAUGAAGAAAAAUCCAAUCCAAUAAAAGAUAAAUUGAAAGGCCUCUUACUCAUUUUACAUAUAUUGGUAGCUUUUGGCCUAUCAUUAGCCCUUGUAAUUAUUAUUGGUCAAUCGCAAUAG